CUUUCGCGACAGUAGUUCACAGUCAGGAAAAAGGAGAAACCCGUCUUCCUUGAUUCCGAUCAUAAUCGUUUCUUUCCUUCCAUCUUUCCUCAUCUCUCUUCCCUAUUCUCCGUUUUUUUAGCUACUACUCGCCAUGACCGACGUUCAUCCUGCCCCUGCUGUUGAGGACGCUACUGUUGCAGAAGUCACUGCCGCCACCAACGAGAUUGCUCUUGAGGACAAGUCUGCUGAACAUGUUCAUGGUCCUGACUGCGACCAUGACCAUGAGCACGACCAUGAGCAACAACAGGCUCUUGCUGGACAAAGACACGACUAUGAUCUUCUUGAGGUCAACGGCACUAAAGACAAGACCACCGAUCCUCUUGUCAAGAAAUACUUCGAGGCCAAGGAGUUAUUCGCCAAGGCCAACGAGCGCUUAGACCAGAUCCCAGAGGGCACUGAUGCCGAGUUGAUUGAGAAGCACAAGGAUGAGAUUGUUUCGGUUACUAAGGAUCUUAUGCAAGCAUUCUUGCUGGAUGACAAGGCUUGCCUAAUGAACCAGAGAAUUCUCAAGCUUGCUGAACAGUAUGAGGCUUAUGUUCAGGCCAACAAUCCUGAAGGCACUUCCACAGCUACUGCUGACUCUGAGGAGGAGGGUGCUGAACAGCAAACCACCGUUUACACUCGCGACUCUGUUAUCUUUGUUAUCAUGAUUCUCUGGAGUGGUGGACAGUAUGAGCACUGCAUUCAGACUUUGACCUUUGCUAUCCAGGAAUUUGAGCCUCUCAAGGGUCGUCUCUUGGAGCUCCGUGCAAACUGCUAUAUGGCUCUUCGUAACUUCAAGGCUUGCAAUGAUGACUUUGAGGAGGCUUUGACUAUUGAGCCUGUCAACGUCGAGAACCACUCUACCCUCGGAAACAUCUUCUAUGUCACCCACCAAGCUCAGGAUGCUCUUCAUCACUUUAAGGAGUUUGUCGCUGUCGCCCAUCCUGACUCACGCACUCUUCCAAAUGCCUACUAUGCUCUCUCCAUCUUGACUCUUCUUUCUGCGCCCUCAAACGCCACCAAGAAGAAGAGCAAUCAGGCUCUUAAGCAGGCUGCUGCCCUUAAGGAGGCUCAGGAGUAUUUCAAGAAGGCCCAAGAGGCUGAUGUUCGCUUCAAGGAGCUCUAUGGCGUCAUGACUGGCUAUAACGAUAUCAAGAGAACCGCUAUCCAGGCUUUCCAGAUCCGCACUGCCACUCGUAGCGGACUCAUUUCGACUGACCCUACCGCAGCUUUGUUGGAGGCUUCUGAGCUCUUGAAGAAAUCAUUCAAGAAUCCUGGCAUUUCAUCGUGUGCCAACUGUGGUCGUCCCGACAACGUUGCCAACCAGGGUCGCUCUCAGGAGUUGAAGCCUAAGCCAUUAAUCAAAUGUAACAAAUGCAACAAGGUCGCCUACUGUUCAAGGCCCUGCCAGAUCGCUCACUGGAAUGCUACCCACAAGAACGCUUGCAAAAAGUAGAUCCCUAAGAGCAAAAAAAAAAAAAAAAAAAAAAAAA
Molecule: messenger RNA, 1517 nt
Organism: Lobosporangium transversale
Lineage: Eukaryota; Fungi; Mortierellomycota; Mortierellomycetes; Mortierellales; Mortierellaceae
Exons: 4
Coding region: 134-1480 (448 amino acids)
Molecular function (GO): protein binding
Source: RefSeq, a predicted model, not a curated record